Messenger RNA from Dicrocoelium dendriticum, 871 nucleotides. The record is from the annotation of a GenBank genome assembly. Lineage: Eukaryota; Metazoa; Platyhelminthes; Trematoda; Plagiorchiida; Dicrocoeliidae.
AUGCCAGUUUUGCGUUUACCCUCAUUACAGAUUGAUCUGUUAUCCCUCAGCGGACACAAAAUCUAUGGACCACAAGGUGUGGGAGCAUUAUACGUUCGGCGCCGACCGCGCGUGCGUUUAGAAGCACAGCAAAGUGGAGGUGGCCAGGAGCGUGGCAUGCGGUCAGGCACACUUCCGACCGCUCUUACUGUGGGUCUCGGUUCUGCAUGCGAACUGGCCGGAAAAGAAAUGCAGGCCGACUAUGAACACGUAUCCGCGCUUAGCAAGCGGUUGCUUGAUGGCAUCAUGUCCCGCGUCAAACACGUUGUGCUCAACGGUGAUCCGAACCUGCGUUAUCCUGGGUGUGUCAACCUAAGCUUUGCUUGUGUUGAGGGCGAAAGUCUCCUCAUGGCGCUGAAGGAUGUGGCUCUUUCUUCUGGCAGUGCUUGCACGUCCGCUUCCCUCGAACCGUCAUACGUGUUACGUGCGAUAGGAGCUGAAGAGGACCUCGCCCAUUCAAGCAUUCGUUUUGGCAUCGGUCGUUUCACUACAGAGGAAGAAGUCGAUUUUACCAUUGAUCAGGUGGUCACUCAUGUCAACCGACUGCGCGAGAUGAGCCCUCUCUGGGAAAUGGUUUUGGAAGGAAUCGAUCUGAAGUCGAUCAAAUGGUCUCAGCACUAGUUCCGAAGUAGCGAUUGUUCUGGCACGUUACUUAUACCCAAGCAGCCCUGUGAAAAGUCUCCAGAUUAUUUUAACAUCAAUAUAUGAUGUUAAAAUAUUGAUGUUUUUUUAACAUCAAUAUAUUGCGGUACAAUAGCGGAGGUGUUUCACCACCUCUAGCUGACAUGUAUAAUGAUGAUGAUGAUGAACAUCAAUAUAUCUUCAACUGCCA